AUGAACCUAUGGCUUCUUGGUGGCAAUGGAGAGGUGCACGCGGUUCUUCUACUAAAAUGGAAGAAGGUUGGUUCGACGGAUAAGUUCACAGGAGAGGCAGAACUAUACAACCUGGGUGCCAAUGGACUACCUGUUCUCGCGCAAUCGAGGACGGUCUUUCCCGCUCCGCCAGUCCAAGGCCCUCGAAAUAUCUUGUUGCCCCGUGUUGCUAUAUUUGGCUCCUACGUUCCAGAUGCGAAUCCAAAAGAUAUGCUUAGUCUGAGCAUCGAUGACUUACGAACAGUAGCUAAACAAGCUCUGGAAUUUACGUGUCUUGUUCCAGCUUGA
This is a messenger RNA of Aspergillus chevalieri, 327 nucleotides long. RefSeq lists its product as uncharacterized. The transcript is spliced from 2 exons. The record is from RefSeq and is a predicted model, not a curated record. The coding region runs from base 1 to 327 and encodes 108 amino acids. NCBI's taxonomy places the organism in Eukaryota, Fungi, Ascomycota, Eurotiomycetes, Eurotiales, Aspergillaceae.